AUGUAUAGCCCUUCAGCCAGCGUGCAGAUGAUGGACGUGGAAACUCAGACCGAAAUCACUUUUGAGCACAUCAUGGCUCUUACCAAAAUGAGUUCCCCAUCACCCUCAGUAGCUGCACUGAAUCCCUAUCUCCUCAAUGAAGAGCACUCGCCACUUCAUGAAUACUUUGACCCCAAUGACUUCAUGGGAGGCUUGCACCAAGACAUCGACAGAGACGAACUAGAGUUAGAGGAAAUAAACUUGUACAGACUAAACAGCCAGGAUAAGCUGGGGCUGACGGUUUGCUACAGGACAGGAUGAUGAAGACGACACGGGGAUUUAUGUCAGCGAGAUUGACCCCAACAGCAUUGCCGCUAAAGAUGGGAGGAUCAGGGAAGGAGAUCGGAUAAUACAGAUUAACGGCAUUGAUGUUCACAACCAUGAAGAAGCUGUGGCUCUCCUGACAAGCGAAGACACCAAAAAUGUUUUCUUACUAGUAGCAAGGCCAGAAUUGCAGCUGGAUGAAGGAUGGAUGGACGAUGACAGAAAUGAUUUUCUGGAUGAUCUGCACAUGGAUAUGCUGGAGGAACAGCACCACCAGGCAAUGCAAUUUACAGCCAGCAUGCUUGAGCAGAAAAAGAUUGAAGAAGACGGUGGAACCACAGACACUGCAACCAUUUUGUCCAACCAGUUAGAGAAGGACAGUGGUGUUGGGCGUACAGAUGAAAGCACCCGCAACGAUGAAAGCUCGGAGCAGGAGAACAUUGCCGAUGAUCACACCACAUCAUCAAACACACUGGAGAGUCAGAAGAAGCUGAUGUACAGUCAAGACACUCUGGGCAGCGGAGAUAUGCAGUUCAGCAACGAGUCCUUUAUAUCUGCUGACUGUACAGAUGCUGACUUCCUAGGCAUCCCCAUGGAUGAGUGCGAGAGAUUCCGAAAACUUCUCGAACUGAAGUGCCAGGUCCAAAGUGCCAACCAGCGGAGUCGAUAUUACCAAACCAGCACAAUGGAGACCAACCGCAGUGACCAGGAGAGCGUGGACCGUGAACUUGAAAUGCUGAAUGAGGAGCUGCACAGCAUCGAGCUUGAGUGUUUGAACAUAGUCCGUGCUCAUAAAAUGCAACAACUGAAGGAGCAGUACAGAGAAUCCUGGAUGCUGCACAACAGCGGCUUCCGUAACUACAACACGAGCAUCGACGUGCGUAGGCACGAGCUCUCUGAUAUCACCGAAUUGCCAGAGAAGUCAGACAAGGACAGCUCAAGUGCCUACAACACUGGGGAAAGCUGCCGUAGCACCCCUCUGACUUUGGAAAUUUCCCCCGACAACUCACUGCGCAGGACAGCUGAAGCUCUUAACAGCUGUCCAGAAGGAGCAGCCAGUAGCAGUCCUUACAAUGGAUCGCAGAAGAAUGUACGAUCAAGCGGAGAAAGCCGCGAGUCCAGCCCUGCCAGAUAUCACCAAACUGCUAAGGACUCAGACUCAAGCAAAUCAGUGGAAGCCAGAGACAAAAAAGUUGCCGAUAUGGCCUAUCGCCAUUCACCUUACAAGCACGCCCACAUCCCCGCCCAUGCGCAGCACUAUCAGAGUUACAUGCAGCUGAUCCAGCAAAAAUCAGCAGUCGAGUAUGCUCAAAGCCAGAUGAGUUUGGUCAGCAUGUGUAAAGAUCUUCAGAAUGCCUCGGAGCCAAGGAUGGAAUGGAAAGUGAAAGUACGUAGUGACGGGACCCGCUACAUCACGAAAAGACCUGUUCGAGAUAAGUUGUUAAGAGAAAGAGCCAUUAAGAUCAAAGAGGAGAGAAGCGGAAUGACAACAGAUGAUGACGCCAUUAGCGAAAUGAAAAUGGGACGUUACUGGAGCAAGGAAGAACGCAAGCAGCACAUUAGGAAGGCCUCUGAACAGAGAAAACGUAGAGAGUUCAUGAUGCAGAGCAGGUUGGAUUGCUUAAAAGAGAAACAGACUGCAGAGGACAACAAGGAGGUCAGCAUCAUUGACCUCAGCCACAAAAAGAUGAUGAAGAAACGCAAUAAAAAGAUUUUUGACAACUGGAUGACAAUUCAAGAACUGUUAACCCAUGGCACGAAAUCUCCUGAUGGAACGCGAGUGUACAACUCGCUACUCUCCGUCACAACUGUAUAA
This is a messenger RNA of Staurois parvus, 2119 nucleotides long. The record is from the annotation of a GenBank genome assembly. Lineage: Eukaryota; Metazoa; Chordata; Amphibia; Anura; Ranidae.